AUGGCACUAGACAGUGGAGAUGCAGUCUGUGUGGAAUGGCUGAAGAAUGAGGAGCCCAUCAACUCUGAACAAGAUGAGAACAUUGACACCAGAGCUGACCACAACCUGAUCAUCAGGCAGGCGCGGCUCUCGGACUCGGGGAAUUACACCUGCAUGGCAGCCAACAUCGUGGCCAAGAGGAGGAGCCUGUCCGCCACCGUGGUGGUCUACGUGAAUGGAGGCUGGUCUUCCUGGACAGAGUGGUCAGCCUGCAAUGUUCGCUGUGGUAGAGGAUGGCAGAAACGUUCCCGGACCUGCACCAACCCAGCUCCUCUCAAUGGUGGGGCCUUUUGUGAGGGAAUGUCAGUGCAGAAAAUAACCUGCACUUCUCUUUGUCCCGUGGAUGGGAGCUGGGAAGUGUGGAGUGAAUGGUCCGUCUGCAGUCCCGAGUGUGAGCAUCUGCGCGUCCGCGAGUGCACCGCACCACCCCCGAGGAACGGGGGCAAGUUCUGCGAAGGCCUGAGCCAGGAAUCCGAAAACUGCACAGAUGGGCUAUGCAUUCUAGAUAAAAAACCUCUUCAUGAAAUAAAACCCCAAAGAUGGAAUAGGAGAGGCAUUGAGAAUGCCAGCGACAUUGCCCUGUACUCGGGCCUGGGUGCUGCAGUCGUGGCCGUUGCUGUCCUGGUCAUUGGCGUCACUCUUUAUAGACGGAGCCAGAGUGACUAUGGAGUGGAUGUCAUUGACUCUUCUGCAUUGACAGGUGGCUUCCAGACCUUCAACUUCAAAACAGUGCGUCAAGGUAAUUCCCUGCUCCUGAAUCCUGCCAUGCAACCAGAUCUGACAGUGAGCCGAACAUACAGUGGACCCAUCUGUCUGCAGGACCCUCUGGACAAGGACCUCAUGACAGAGUCCUCACUCUUUAACCCUUUGUCUGACAUCAAAGUCAAAGUCCAGAGCUCAUUCAUGGUUUCCCUGGGAGUGUCUGAGAGAGCCGAGUACCACGGCAAGAAUCAUUCCGGCACUUUUCCCCACGGCAACAACCGCAGCUUUAGUACACUGCAUUCCAGAAAUAAAACGCCCUACAUCCAAAAUCUGUCAUCACUCCCCACAAGGACAGAACUGAGGACAACUGGUGUCUUUGGCCAUUUAGGGGGGCGCUUAGUCAUGCCAAAUACAGGGGUAAGUUUACUCAUACCGCAUGGCGCCAUCGCAGAGGAGAAUUCUUGGGAGAUUUAUAUGUCCAUCAACCAGGGUGAACCCAGGUGAGAGACAGAGAAAAAUGGCAUAGAAGUGAUGUCAGUGGAGGAUGAAUCCACAUCCUGUUACUGCCUUUUGGACCCCUUUGCUUGCCAUGUGCUCCUAGACAGCUUCGGGACAUAUGCCCUCACGGGAGAACCAAUCACAGAGUGUGCCGUGAAGCAACUCAAGGUGGCAGUUUUUGGCUGCAUGUCCUGUAACUCCCUGGAUUACAACUUAAGAGUUUACUGUGUGGACAAUACCCCUUGUGCAUUUCAGGAAGUGGUCUCGGAUGAAAGGCAUCAGGGCGGACAGCUGCUGGAAGAACCCAAGUUGCUGCACUUCAAAGGGAACACCUUUAGUCUCCAGAUCUCUGUCCUCGAUAUCCCCCCUUUCCUCUGGAGAAUUAAACCAUUCACUGCAUGCCAGGAGGUCCCGUUCUCCCGCGUGUGGUGCAGUAACAGGCAGCCCAUGCGCUGUGCCUUCUCCCUGGAGCGCUACACACCCACCACCACCCAGCUGUCCUGCAAAAUCUGCAUCCGGCAGCUCAAAGGCCAUGAACAGAUCCUCCAGGUGCAGACGUCGAUCCUAGAG
Messenger RNA from Galeopterus variegatus (Sunda flying lemur), 1809 nucleotides. Its product is annotated as netrin receptor UNC5D-like. The record is from RefSeq and is a predicted model, not a curated record. Gene Ontology annotation, molecular function: netrin receptor activity. The annotation marks the transcript as partial. The transcript has 12 exons. Gene Ontology annotation, biological process: netrin-activated signaling pathway. Gene Ontology annotation, cellular component: membrane. NCBI's taxonomy places the organism in Eukaryota, Metazoa, Chordata, Mammalia, Dermoptera, Cynocephalidae.